Zea mays is the source of this 1939-nucleotide messenger RNA. RefSeq lists its product as uncharacterized. The record is from RefSeq and is a predicted model, not a curated record. Bases 379 to 1740 code for a protein of 453 amino acids. Gene Ontology annotation, molecular function: oxidoreductase activity. The transcript is spliced from 9 exons. NCBI's taxonomy places the organism in Eukaryota, Viridiplantae, Streptophyta, Magnoliopsida, Poales, Poaceae.
AACAAUACUCUCUAUAAUGUAAAUAGUGUAUAUAAACAUAUACAUGAUGAUCAAUGUGAACAAAACCUCAAUGCCCUGUUUUCAGUUUAAGUUUGACUUUAUACAAUCUGGUCCCUUUUGGGUUGGAUAGACUCGUGCGCUCGUGGCAGUAGCACAAAUCCGCUCGUAACUCCAAACUCCUUUCCACAUCAGCCGGCCUUCCUUCUCCAUGCUUCUGCUGGCUUGGUUCCCCGUGACGACUUGCCAGCCGCGCUAGAUACACACUCUUCAUCACCCGGAGUCCCGGACGGACGCACACGCAUCGCUUGCUUGUCGUUCUCCACUCCUCUUCCCCCGCUGCUCGCCUCUCGAUUCCGCCUCAUCGCGUCCGCGAACUCCAUGUCCACUGCGACCGCGACCCUGGCCGCCGCGCGAUCCCCGGCUGUCGCGCUUCUCAGCCUGCGCCGCCGCGCACCCGCGGCUGCCCCCAUUCGCUUCCCCGGUCUCCGCGUCGGCUCUGGUUGCCGUCACAUAGCUAUGGCUUCCGCGGCGCACUCCCGCGCCCCCACCGACCCGCUUCCCAAGGGUGCUGAUUUAUUUUUCCGGGCAGUAAUCUCGAACAUGGAAAAGGUUUAUUUGAGCAGGAAUCCUACAGCCAAAACCAUUCUGGAGCUUGUACGAUCUUAUGAUGGUGAUCACAUUUGCUAUGAUCACUUUGCUUUCCGGACAUUUGGGGUCAAUGGUUAUGGUAUAAACUCACUUUCUGAUUUUUUCACUGAUUUUGGUUAUUUACCUCGCGAAGAACUCAGAUUUCCAGCUAAAAAGCUUAGGGCACUAUGGUUUUCCCCGCCCACUAAUGAUGGCUACUCUGGAACUGGUACAUAUGGACCUUUGCCAAGGAUAUUCAUUUCAGAACUUCUUGUGGAUGAGUUGACUACUCAAAGCCAGGAAAUUAUACAUAAAUACAUUAAAACUUCUGGCAAUGGAAAUAAUCAUGCUGCUAUUGCAAGUACAUCUGGGGAGCUAACAUGGGAGAAGCCCAUUUAUUCAGAUUUCCAGAUUUUGUCUAGGGAAAGUGAAUAUGCUGCAUGGACUCUUGUUAAUGGCUAUGCACUAAAUCAUGCCACAAUUGCCACCCAUCGCCUAGAAUCAGAUAUCAGAAGUAUUAAUAAGUUCAACAAAUUUGUGGAGGACAAUGGCUUCAAGUUAAAUUCAGAAGGAGGGAUUCUGAAAGGCCUGCUGCACCAGAUCAUUAUUGUCCUUCAGUACGAGUUCGUCAUGAAGGGUCCUCUUCAUCAUUUUUUGGGGAUUGUUGUUGUGCGUCUCCUAGAUGGCUUGUUUCUUCAGCAACGCCAAUACACCCCGGAUAUCCUACAGUGCGCUGUCAUGCUGGGUUGCAAGCGAUGUGCGACACCGGUGGACAUGCAGGCCAAGGUCUAUCUUUACAUGCAUGAUCUCUGGAAGCCGCACCUGAGCGCGGUCAAGUGGAUCCUUUGGUACCUUCCGGUGAGUCCUGAUGGUCUCCUUCAACAAAGUUCAACAGUAGCUGACUCAUCAUUGUUUACGUUUGCUGAUGGAAUAACUGAAUCUAUUCCUCGAUCAUACAUUGAAUUUGCUGAACGUCUCCUGUUACCACAGUUCAAAGAUUUACAAGAUGAAGAGGUGAAAGAAUACCACAGGCGUGAUGGUUUUGAGGUGGGCAAUGCGGACAAGAUAUUCGAAAGUACAUCGAAGGAUCAGCUGACGCGGAGAUCUGCAUGAACAGUGAACUCUAGAUCUGCAUAUGACCCCGUGAACUCUCUAGAUCUGCAAACAACCCAGUGUGCCUCUUGGAAGUGUGUUGGUGACUGUGAAAUGAUUGUACCUACUUGGGUGAAAUAAAGCAUGGGAGUCAAUAAAAAGUAACUGUUUCUUUAUUCUACAUCUGUUGAAUCCAAAGAGAGAAUUAGUUACUGUUUCC